Gekko japonicus is the source of this 2618-nucleotide messenger RNA. It is a transcript of the gene TKTL1, whose product is annotated as transketolase-like 1. Gene Ontology annotation, molecular function: transketolase activity; thiamine pyrophosphate binding. The coding region runs from base 94 to 1956 and encodes 620 amino acids. The record is from RefSeq and is a predicted model, not a curated record. Lineage: Eukaryota; Metazoa; Chordata; Lepidosauria; Squamata; Gekkonidae. The transcript is spliced from 14 exons.
GCUGCCGGCGGCCGCAUAAGAAGAAGCCGACGAGGAGGUGGGGAGGUCAUCGCCUUCCUGGAAGUCGAGCUGCGGCGUUGCUCAGUUGCGGCCAUGGCCGGCGGUUACCCGAAGCCGGACGAGAAGAGCCUGCAGGCCCUGCGCGACGCGGCCAACCGCCUGCGCAUCCACUCCAUCCGCGCCACCUGCGCCUCCAAUUCGGGCCACCCCACGUCAUGCUGCAGCGCCGCAGAGAUCAUGUCCGUCCUGUUCUUUCACACCAUGCGCUACAAGCCCAGUCAGCCGGCCCACGCCAGCAACGACCGGUUUGUGCUGUCCAAGGGCCAUGCGGCGCCCGUUCUCUAUGCAGCGUGGGCCGAGGCGGGCUUCAUCAAAGAGUCGGAACUGCUGAAACUGCGGAAGAUCGACUGUGAUUUGGAGGGCCAUCCGACCCCUAAGCUGCCUUUUGUGGAUGUGGCCACCGGAUCGCUGGGCCAGGGCCUUGGAGCCGCUUGUGGCAUGGCCUAUACGGGCAAAUACUUUGACAAGGCCAGCCCGGGCGACGGGGAGUCUUCGGAAGGCUCGGUGUGGGAAGCCAUGGCGUUUGGAUCCCACUACUUCUUGGACAACCUGGUCGCCGUCUUCGACGUCAACCGGCUGGGGCAGAGCGAGGCGGCCCCGCUCCGCCAUGACACCGACGUCUACCGCAAGCGCUGCGAGGCCUUUGGGUGGAACACCUACGUUGUCGACGGCCACGAUGUGGAGGAGCUGUGCCGGGCCCUGUGGCAGGCGAGCCAGACGAAGGGGAAGCCGACGGCCAUCGUGGCCAAGACGUUCAAAGGGCGGGGGAUCCCAGGUGUGGAGGACGGGGACAACUGGCACGGGAAGCCGAUCCCUAAGGACAAAGUGGACUCCGUGAUCAACACCAUCCAGAGCCAGAUCCAGACCAAUAAAGUCCAGUCUAUCCUGCCGCCUGUGGAGGACGUCCCGCAGAUCAGCAUUGCAGAUAUCAAGAUGCCGUCUCCGCCUGCCCACAAGAUUGGGGAAAAGAUGGCCACCCGCAAGGCUUACGGUUUGGCCCUGGCAAAGCUGGGGAGCGCCAACGAUCGGGUGGUGGCCUUGGACGGCGACACCAAGAACUCCACGUUCGCGGAGCUCUUCAAGCAGGCCCAUCCCGAGCGCUACAUUGAGUGCUACAUCGCUGAGCAGAACAUGGUCAGCGUGGCUCUGGGCUGUGCCGCGAGGGGCCGCACCGUAGCAUUUGCCAGUACCUUUGCCGCCUUCUUCACCCGGGCCUUCGACCACAUCCGCAUGGGGGCCAUCUCGCAGACCGACAUCAAUCUCUGCGGCUCUCACAGCGGCUGCUCUAUCGGCGAAGACGGGCCCUCUCAGAUGGCCCUGGAAGACCUGGCCAUGUUCAGAACCAUCCCGGGCUGCACCGUGUUCUACCCAAGCGAUGCCGUCUCCACGGAACACGCGGUCUGUCUGGCUGCAAACACCAAGGGGAUAUGUUUCAUUCGAACCAGCCGCCCGGAGACUCCGAUCUUAUACUCCCCGGAAGAAAAGUUUGCAAUAGGCCAGGCCAAGGUUGUACGCAAGAGCAACAGUGACAAGGUGACAGUGAUCGGGGCAGGUGUCACCCUCCACGAAGCCCUGACUGCGGCUGAUGAGCUGGCCAAACAAGACAUCCAUAUCCGGGUCAUUGACCCCUUUACCAUCAAGCCCUUGGACGCGGAGACCAUCAUCUCCAACGCCAAAGCCACGGGGGGCCGCAUCAUCACUGUUGAGGACCACUACCGAGAGGGAGGCAUUGGUGAAGCCGUAGCAGCGGCCGUCUCAGAAGAACCCGGCCUCCUCGUCCAGAGCCUGGCCGUCUCGGGAGUGCCUCGGAGCGGAAAGCCGGCCGAGCUCCUGGACAUGUUCGGGAUCAGCGCCAAGAGCAUCGUGGCGGCGGUGAAGAGCACCUUUGCCAAUUGACGUUGCCACCUGGCUUGGGAGGGGGGAGAGGGGUCACACAGGUAUGGAAAACGGCCGUCUCUGAAACAGCAGAGGUAGCCUCUCUGUAAACAUACCGCACUAAGUUCCCGAACCCAAAUUGCUUUCACUUCCUGUUGGAAUUUGACACAUGCUGCUAUCAGGGGCUUUCCUUGGGCCUGUGACCUCGUUCUGAGUGCAAAUGACGCUUUUUCGGAUCUGUGUUUAAAAUCUUCUCCCUCCUCUUCCUUACUAAGAGAAUUCCAUUCCCAUGUGAGUAGCUUAACCAGGUCAAAAAGCCUCUGGCCGAUGGUAUGUGGGACCAAACAGUGUUUGUCUUACCUGAAUUCUCUGGCCCCUGUUCCUGGGCCUAGAUCUUAUCCUACUUGGUGUUCCUCUCUGUCUCUCGGGCCCGAUCCUCAGGGGCCAUGUUCCCCGGGCCGUCUUCUAGGGGGAGGUAAGAACACAUUGUUAGUUCCUGCCCAAAGAUAUGCAACUGAACGUCUCAAAAGCUCUAGUUCUCGCUGUGAUGUUAAUUCCCGUUGUUCUAAGCAGACUUGAAUGCGACCAAGAUAACUGCUCCUGUUUACAUUUGUAGAACUGCUGUUUGGCUAGUGUUCGUCUAACAGAUUUGAUUAAAAACCGAAAAGAAACCUGGAUUGAAA